Molecule: messenger RNA, 327 nt
Organism: Penicillium bovifimosum
Lineage: Eukaryota; Fungi; Ascomycota; Eurotiomycetes; Eurotiales; Aspergillaceae
Product: putative copper resistance protein Crd2
Exons: 3
Coding region: 1-327 (108 amino acids)
Source: RefSeq, a predicted model, not a curated record
AUGGUCCACCCCACCACCACCUGCUGCAAGACCUCCCAGGACGGCUCCUGCGUCUGCGCCGCGCAGGCUAAGUGCUCCUGCGGCCAGCAGAGCGCCCUGCACUGCAGCUGCAACAAGGCCGAUACCGAGAAUACUACUUCCGGACCUCGCUGCUCGUGCCGCUCUCGUCCUGCUGGAAAGUGUACCUGCGAGCGUGCUGUGACUGAGAACCAGGCUGUUGCUGGUGAGACUUGUCCUUGUGGCAGUCGUCCUCAGGAUUCCUGCACUUGUGAGAAGGCUGCUGCUGUGGACUCUGCUCUUGAGGUUGAUUUCACUAGCAAGGCUUAG